Arctia plantaginis is the source of this 122-nucleotide messenger RNA. Lineage: Eukaryota; Metazoa; Arthropoda; Insecta; Lepidoptera; Erebidae. The record is from the annotation of a GenBank genome assembly.
GCACUACUUGGACUCAGGAAUUGGUCUGGUUACUUUCAAAUGAUUUGGAUUACAAAACGGCCGCAGCCAUUCCACUUACAGAAAGAUAUCCAUUUUUGGAUUUAUUCAUGUUCGCCGAAUAA